Triticum urartu is the source of this 1655-nucleotide messenger RNA. It is a transcript of the gene HCS1, whose product is annotated as holocarboxylase synthase 1. Lineage: Eukaryota; Viridiplantae; Streptophyta; Magnoliopsida; Poales; Poaceae. Gene Ontology annotation, biological process: protein modification process. Gene Ontology annotation, cellular component: cytoplasm. The record is from RefSeq and is a predicted model, not a curated record. Gene Ontology annotation, molecular function: biotin--[biotin carboxyl-carrier protein] ligase activity.
GUCACCCGUAGGCAGCAGGUACAACAGCCUCAACUGUCUGUUCUCUGAAUAAAGUGGCGGCGGAGGAAACAAAGAACGACGACACCAGAGGGCCCGACAUGCCGUUCCCCACGCGCCUCCCGCCGCCGGCCACCGCCGCGGCCGCUACCGCCGCGGCCGUGCUCGCGGCUGUCGCACUGCGCCGGUACCUCUCCUCCCGCUCCCGCGCGGCCGCGGCCGCGCAUAGCACCAGCGGCGGAGCCCCAGCCGCCACCACGUUCCUCGUGCUCUCCGGCAAGUCCCCCCAGGACCAGCAGCUCCUCGCCUCCGCCGCCGGCGAGCUCUCUCUGGCGGAGGAGGGCGGGGGCGAGCUCGCCGUCUCCCUCGCGCUCGACGCCAGCGGGGACGCGGGCUUCGACGCGGCCGUCUACAUGGGCGCGCUCCAGGCGCGGCGCUUCGGGAGGUGGAUGCUCUGGUCGCCGAGGAUGGCAUCCACGCACGACCUCGUGACGCAGAACUUCGCCAAACUUCCGGUGGGCGUCGUGUGCGUCACAGACGUGCAGUUCAAAGGCAGAGGAAGAUCAAAGAAUGUGUGGGAAUCACCUCCAGGUUGUCUCAUGUUCUCGUUUACAUCACAGAUGAAUGAUGCCCGCAAGCUUCCCCUUAUGCAAUAUGUCGUUUGCCUUGCCAUGACCGAAGCCAUCAAAGAUUUGUGUUGUGCGAAGGGACUUCCAGAGCUAGAUGUAGGGAUAAAGUGGCCUAAUGAUCUAUAUCUGAAGGGGUUAAAAGUUGGUGGCAUUCUUUGUACCUCAUCAUAUGAGCCGAAAGUCUACAAUAUUUGCACUGGUAUUGGUUUAAAUGUCGACAAUGAAAAGCCUACUACAUGUUUGAAUGCUGCACUCCAAGAACUAAAGGCUAAUUCACCAAGACUUAAACGAGAAGACGUACUAGCAUCAUUCUUCAACAAAUUUGAAAUUCUUUUUGAUAUUUUCUCAAAUCAAGGAUUUCAGGCCCUCGAGGAGCAAUACUACAACUCAUGGCUUCACAGUGGCCAAAGAGUCGUCGUACAGGAUGCGCAUGAAGGCCAGUCUGUGAACAGUGUGGUCACGAUUAAGGGGCUAACACCAAGCGGCUACUUAUAUGCUGUUGGUGAGGACGGCAAGAGCUAUGAGCUGCACCCUGAUGGUAACAGCUUUGAUUUCUUCACAGGAUUGGUGAGGAGAAAGAUAGAUGCAUAGUACGCUGUCAGUAUAUGGGCUCCAGUGUAUUCUACGAACACAGACUGCCUGUUCAAAUACAAUGCCAUCGACGGGAUCCCGCGGGGCAUGAAGAAAACAUGAGCCCUGGCCUGGAGGCUGAAGCACAGGGCUUGGCUGAACCUGAAUUAGCAUGGACCAACAAAUCAGGAGCGAACCGAGCGAAAGAAUUGUAGGAAAAGGGCGGGGUCUCUGAAUACAGUGCUAAGCUAUUUUGUAAAUAGUUUGAAAACGGUGUGCUCUAUAUACUUGUGUUUCUGUAACAAGUGCCGAGUGUGUGAGUUAAUGUAAGAAAAAAACAUCGAGCGCAGUUUUUGUGGAGGUUGAAAUGAAGUUAAGAGCUGAACUAUGGCUUUUCUUUUUCUGAGAAAAAAGUUUGAACUAUGUUCCAAACUGCUGAACUAACAUUUGGUUUGUGCG